UUUAACUUUAAUCUUUGACAGUUCUCUAGUUUGUUUACUGUGGGUUCUUGUGUGCAAUGAAACAAAAAUAAAAUUUUUGUUGCUGAGUUUUAUGUUCUGGCUUAGGAUUUCACGAAUUCCGUUAAAUGGAAAUCGUCAAUCCAAACGCCGCCAUCCUCACCAACUUUGAGGUUAUGAGCGCGCUGAAAAACAUGAAAAGCAGCAAAAAGAAGUACGGUUUACGGAAUCUGGCCACAAUUACGUAUGAGACGGUUCAGUACCUGGAAGAAACCGCAUGCAAGGAACAAAGCAUCGAAUCUAUAGCGGAUUUCUUGAAAGCUAUGAAACAAUUUAAUUUGACCAAAAAUGAGUGCUUGAUGUUGAUCAACGAUCCACCAAGUUCGGCUCUUCACAUCCAGAUAAUGAUCGAGGAUUCGGACGAGCGACUGACAGACGAACAGGUUAUUCAGAUAAUCGAAUACGGAGCUAAAUUACGAACAACCAGCGCAGAAGGCACCAGUCAUCACGGGGAAGAUUAGUUAAAUAAUAACUAGAGGGUUUGGGCUAGUGACUGGCAUUGUACUCAUUUAAUUUUUAAAAUUAAACGUCCUAUCUGAAAUA
This is a messenger RNA of Topomyia yanbarensis, 600 nucleotides long. RefSeq names its product DNA-directed RNA polymerase III subunit RPC9 (gene Polr3I). NCBI's taxonomy places the organism in Eukaryota, Metazoa, Arthropoda, Insecta, Diptera, Culicidae. The coding region runs from base 126 to 518 and encodes 130 amino acids. Gene Ontology annotation, cellular component: RNA polymerase III complex. Gene Ontology annotation, biological process: transcription initiation at RNA polymerase III promoter. The transcript has 2 exons. The record is from RefSeq and is a predicted model, not a curated record. Gene Ontology annotation, molecular function: nucleotide binding.